AAAGGGGGGAGGCUCUUGCCCUUUUGAGGUCAAAUCUGGGUACCACUUCUCUCUCUCUCUCUCUUUCUGUCUCUUUCUCUCACUAUGACCGAAUCACUCUGCUGUUUGGCGUUCGACGCCUUGUACUUGAAGCUUGUGGGGGACCAGGCUGACUCGGAGAUCCUGCUUUCUUACUUUGACCACUGGCUAGGGAUCAAGGAGAAGCUUCCCAAACUGGCCCCCUUGUUUGUUACGUACAAUAUAAAUGAUCAACUUCGCGGGUGUAUUGGAACUUUUCUGCCUCUUGAAAUUGAAUCAGGGGUUAAGGAAUUCUCACUCAAUGCCGCGUUGAACGACCCACGGUUCCCACCCAUUGGGCAUGCAGAUCUCAACGAGAAGUUGGACGUCCAUGUGACGUUGCUUGACGAGUUUGAGCAUAUCAGGCAGUGGGACAAUUGGACUGUUGGUGAGCAUGGGUUGAAAGUUAGUAUGACUGUACCUUCGCGGCGCCACCGGCUCUCGGGAACGUUUCUCCCCUCCGUUGCCGAGGAACAAGAGUGGGACAAGGUGACCACUUUGUGGUAUCUCCUCAAAAAGGCCGGAUAUGAAACCGUUCUGAAACAACAAACGGUGGACUUCUACACCCGCGGGAUCGGUGAAGGAUGGUUGCAAUUGGUGCGGUACCGCGGAAAGAAGGCCAGCUACAACUUUGAGCCGUACAUGGAGUUUAGAGAAGACUAUGAAGAGUAAAUUUGUUUGCAUAUACAUAUAUAUAUAAU
Molecule: messenger RNA, 758 nt
Organism: [Candida] anglica
Lineage: Eukaryota; Fungi; Ascomycota; Pichiomycetes; Serinales; Debaryomycetaceae
Source: the annotation of a GenBank genome assembly